AUGGCAAGUGAGACAGAAUUUAUACGUUCAUGGAUCCGGAGUCACCAAAGAACACCAUCAGGAUCCAGAGAUUUCAAAGAGGCGACCAAAAGGGAUGCACUAGCUCGCCUGGAGGUGGAAUUAGAGAGGCUACUCUCAACCCUUCCUGAACCCAAGAGACCAGUAGUCGAGAAGGAGUUCAAGGGCUUUAAGAACUUAUUUAGCAGGUUCUUGGCUGAACAGGGACCAUCUGUAACAUGGGAGAAAAUCCAGAAGUUGCCCGAGGGCGCUGUCAUCGACUACUCCACUCUGAGCACGCCGACCACAGAUAACAUCCACCAUAUGCUGGAUAAGCUGGUCGUAGUAAAGUUAAAUGGUGGUCUUGGCACUUCCAUGGGUUGUAAAGGACCUAAGUCCGUGAUUCAGGUUCGGAAUGAGCUUACGUUCCUGGAUUUAACUGUACAACAAAUUGAGCACCUUAACAAAACCUACAAAUGUAAUGUACCACUGGUCCUAAUGAACUCGUUCAACACGGACGAAGAUACUCAGAAAGUGAUCCGCAAGUACAAGGGCUUAAAAUUGGAUAUUCAUACAUUUAACCAAUCGUGCCACCCGAGAAUCAAUAGGGAGUCAUUGCUGCCCGUGCCAAAGAAUGUAGACGUACAUAAUGAUAUUGAAGCGUGGUAUCCCCCCGGCCACGGAGACUUCUACGAAUCCUUCAAUAAUUCAGGUCUCCUCCAGAAAUUCAUCAAAGAAGGCCGAACCUACUGCUUCAUCAGCAACAUCGACAACCUCGGAGCGACCGUCGACCUGAACAUUCUAAGUCUACUCCUGAAUCCUGACCAGAAGAGCGCUGAAUUCGUCAUGGAAGUCACCGACAAGACCCGAGCCGAUGUCAAAGGAGGCACUCUCAUCCAGUACGAAGACAAAUUGAGGCUGUUAGAAAUUGCCCAAGUGCCGAAGGAACACGUCGAUGACUUCAAGUCUGUCAGCCAGUUCAAAUUCUUCAACACGAACAACUUAUGGGCGAAAUUGGACGCCAUUCAAAGGGUGGUCGAACAGGGAUCCCUAAACAUGGAGAUAAUCGUCAAUAACAAGAGCUUGGCUGACGGUCUCAACGUGAUCCAGCUGGAAACGGCAGUCGGUGCAGCGAUGAAGUGCUUCGAGGGUGGGAUCGGGGUGAAUGUGCCAAGGAGCCGGUUCCUACCGGUGAAGAAGACGUCAGAUUUGCUGCUAGUGAUGUCCAAUUUGUACAGUCUGUCGCACGGAUCGCUAGUGAUGUCCCCACAGCGCAUGUUUCCGUCUACGCCUCUAGUGAAGUUGGGUGACAAUCAUUUUGCGAAGGUUAAGGAAUUUUUGAAUAGAUUCGCGACUAUUCCGGACCUGAUCGAGUUGGACCAUUUGACGGUGUCCGGUGAUGUUACGUUUGGGAGAGGUGUCUCUUUGAAGGGUACAGUAAUAAUAAUAGCUAAUCACGGUGAUCGAAUCGACAUCCCGUCAGGAGCCCUGCUAGAAAACAAAAUAGUGUCAGGAAACCUGCGUAUAUUAGAUCACUAA
Pieris macdunnoughi is the source of this 1536-nucleotide messenger RNA. Lineage: Eukaryota; Metazoa; Arthropoda; Insecta; Lepidoptera; Pieridae. The record is from the annotation of a GenBank genome assembly.